This is a messenger RNA of Punctularia strigosozonata HHB-11173 SS5, 2085 nucleotides long. RefSeq lists its product as uncharacterized. Gene Ontology annotation, cellular component: Sec62/Sec63 complex. Lineage: Eukaryota; Fungi; Basidiomycota; Agaricomycetes; Corticiales; Punctulariaceae. The record is from RefSeq and is a predicted model, not a curated record. Gene Ontology annotation, biological process: post-translational protein targeting to endoplasmic reticulum membrane; SRP-dependent cotranslational protein targeting to membrane. The transcript is spliced from 9 exons. Gene Ontology annotation, molecular function: transmembrane protein transporter activity; RNA binding. The coding region runs from base 46 to 2085 and encodes 679 amino acids.
CGUUAAUCUCUCUGGGGGAAUCGGAACUUGUGAAACUGCGCCACGAUGGCGACCUACAACUACGAUGAAUCGGGCAGCAUGGCCCUCUACUUCAUCCUCACAUUUCUGGCGAUCAUACUCGUGCCGUUUACCAUUUCAUCGAUAUCGCCCUCAUCCAAUAAACAACGAGUCGUCACCGGCUGCCAGUGCCAGCCAUGUCUCGAGCAACGAGAGCGCGUGCGCAAGCGCGAAAAGGGAUCGUCAUUCCUGCCAAAUCUCAGCGCCAAGGCCAUCUUCUUACUACUCGGCUGGACCGUGUUCGGCCUUCUCGCAUGGAAGGUGGCAAACACCAAGCUUGACAACAAGCUGUAUGACCCAUUCGAAAUUCUCGGCAUCAGCACGGGAUCCACAGAAAAGGAGAUCAAGUCGCGGUACAAGAAACUCUCCAAGCAAUUCCACCCUGACAAGGUGAAGCUCGCCGUGAACGAGACGAUCGAGAUGGUCGAGGCCCGCUUCGUCGAGAUCACGAAGGCUUACAAGUCGCUUACUGACGAAACGAUCCGCAAAAACUGGGAGCAGUACGGCAACCCCGACGGCCGGCAGGAGCUCUCUAUGGGCAUCGCGCUCCCGGUAUGGGUCAUCGAGGGCAAGAACAACAUCUGGGUGCUCGGCCUAUACGGCAUCGUGUUCGGUGGCGCCCUCCCGAUGCUCGUCGGGCGGUGGUGGUUCGGGAACAGGCAGAAGACGAAGGAUGGCGUGAACGCGCGGACGGCUGCGGCCUUCUUCAAGAGUCUGAAGGAGGAGAGCGGCAUGGAGGACGUUGUGAGCGCCCUCGGCAAAGCGUUCUCAUACGAGCCGACCAAGGCCGCGACGGGCAAGAAGAACGCGAACAAGGAGUUGAAGCAACUUGAGAAGCAGAUCGAGGAGAAGCUCGGGGCCAAGUGGCUGGAGGUGCGGAAGCUGACAGAGGUGGGAGACAAUGUGUUGGACGCGCGGAGACGGGCGCUAGUGUUGCUCUACGCGCACGCCUUGCGGCUGCCGGUUCAGGAUUCAUCUCUUGUAGCAGCCCAAGCCGAUGUCCUCCUCCGCACACCGCUCCUCCUCAACGCGCUCCUGACCAUAUCUAUCGCCCGCAAUUGGCUCCUCCCGACCCUCAACGUGAUGCGCUUGCACGCAUACCUCGCUCAAGCGCUUCCCCCCACUCCUUCGUCUGUUGUCACGCCGAAGACGCUGAAGUUUGCGCAACUGCCCAAGAUCGAAGAGAAUGAAGCCAAGGCUCUAGCACCCACUGCCGACGGACUCGAAGACUUCGUGACCGCGCUCGAGGCUAAGGGUGAUGCGCGAGCGGCAGAAGCGAAGAAGGCAGUGGAAAAGUGGGGCAAGUUGGACGUUGUAGACAUCGCAUUCAAAGUGAUCGGCGAGCGCCUCGUUACCCCGCAAGCAAUCGUCUUCCUCGUUGUCAAAUUGCGGAUAACGCCCCCUGGCCUUGCUGCCGCAUCAACUGCCGUUAAGAAGGAAGAGGAGGACGUAGAGGACGUGAAGCGGCGCGUGAAGCUGAACGACGAGAAGGACUACGAGUUCCUGACCGGCAAACGCGACGCGGAGCCGCUACCCGAAGGACAAGAGGACACCGUCGGCUGGGCGCACGCUCCCUAUUGGCCUGCGAAUCGCAAGCCCUCGUGGUGGCUCGUCCUGGCAGACGACAAGAUGAACAAGGUAGUCGUCCCACCAAUGCGCAUCACCGACGUGCCUCUUGCCAAGCCUGGCGCGGAUCGCGAUUACCGGUCGUACAAACUGCAGUUCCAGGCGCCACCAAACGUCGGCCUUUACACAUGGAAAGUGUACUUUGUCAGCGACACAUUCGUGGGCGAGGAGGUGCAACGGGACAUUACGCUGAAGAUCGACGACCUGUCUGUGUUGUCCGCGGAGGAGCAGGGCGCGGAGGAUGAAAUAUCGGAUCCCGAUGAGGACACGCUUGCGGGCCAGAUGGCGGCAUUACGAGGAGGCGCGGUGAAGAAGCGCACGGAGGAGGAGAGCGACGAUGAGAGUGGAACGGACGACGAUGAAGAGAGCGACGAUGAUUCCAGCAGUAGCGAUAGCGAUUGA